Molecule: messenger RNA, 786 nt
Organism: Homalodisca vitripennis (glassy-winged sharpshooter)
Lineage: Eukaryota; Metazoa; Arthropoda; Insecta; Hemiptera; Cicadellidae
Exons: 6
Coding region: 172-786 (204 amino acids)
Source: RefSeq, a predicted model, not a curated record
ACUGAUAGCUAUGUGGAUGGGAAUUUGGGAAGGGAAGACAUUUUUGUUUGUUUUGUUAUUAGAAAUGUCAGAUUGUAGAAAUUUGUGUAAAUCGUCAAAGCUACAUUUGAAUAAGCUACCAAGAUGUGAAAAUAUUAUUACGUAAACUUGGAAGUAUUUUACUGAAGAGACAUGAAUCCUUCUGAACAUCUGGCCACCAGUGGCGCUGUACCCAGCUCGGAAGUUGUUGUCCCUGUGUCGCAGGAUGGCCAGAGAGUUGCGGCGGCUGGUACAGAAAUGUGUCAGGGUACCACAGUGGCUCUCUCCAGUGUCGCCAAGUAUUGGGUCCUCACCAAUCUGUUCCCUGGGCCCAUACCUCAGGUGUCGGUGUACGGACUGCAGGCCUCACGGUUGGACAAGGACGGAGCCCCACAACCUUGCCUCACACCUGUCAAUGUGGGAGUAGAGACCAUGACUUUGAUACAGCAGCACCAAGCGCAGAUCCCGGUGAGUGCGGUGGGUGUGGGUGGUGUUACCACAUUGACUCUGCCUGCCCCACAGUUGGCAACAGUGGCUCUACCUUCCACUCCUGUCUCUGCUGCCCCCACUACCACCUCCCCCGGUACACUGCAGAUGCAAGAUAAGAGUUCCUGCGUUACGGAGCAGUGUGGGAACAACCAAGUCCACUGCCAGACGCUGACGCCUAGAGGCGAGACACCAGCUGCAGCAGCACCCCCACUUGCUGAUAAGCUGAUAGUGCCAGGCGGCCUUGGCUGUAGAAAGCAGUGGCGACUGAGGUCUCAGUAA